Messenger RNA from Acanthaster planci (crown-of-thorns starfish), 4785 nucleotides. Its product is annotated as polyamine-transporting ATPase 13A3-like. Gene Ontology annotation, cellular component: late endosome membrane. Lineage: Eukaryota; Metazoa; Echinodermata; Asteroidea; Valvatida; Acanthasteridae. Gene Ontology annotation, molecular function: ATPase-coupled monoatomic cation transmembrane transporter activity; polyamine transmembrane transporter activity; ATP binding. Gene Ontology annotation, biological process: polyamine transmembrane transport; intracellular calcium ion homeostasis. The record is from RefSeq and is a predicted model, not a curated record.
GCACUCCCACUUGCUCGUAAUUUGCGGGUAUCUCGUAUUUGCACAACUUGAAGCCUGCGAUAUCUGAACAUUUCUAUCAUUACACUUUGCAGGUGACUGUUUGAUCUUUCUCAUUUUUCUCACUGUGCUGCAUAAACUGGUGGGGAUACCAACUGAUCGUUGACGGGACUUUCCUCAGAACUGUCUGACUUUGGGUUUCGAGCACAGAAUUCUUCUCAAAGAGCUGACAUCGAUUUAUUUGAAAUUGGAAUUGCAACUAUGAAAAAGCGCUCCAGUGACAAGCAGCCCGGACUUGAGAUCCAGGAAGGGAAAGAUGAUGCCUUUGUGUGUUAUGGGUAUCACCGAAGUAAAGCAUGGACGUGGCUGAGCUAUACUUUGUGUGUCUGCACCGUAGGACUCGCAGCUCUUGUCUUCUACUGGAAGCCUGAUUGGUGGAUUAAGUUCACGUGUUGGGUUUGUGAUCUCAGGGAGGCUGACAAAAUCAUCAUAAAGGAUAUCUAUCAACGUUACCACGUUUGCCAAAUUCGGACAAUGGAAGUAAACUCAAAGAGUGUUUGUGGACCAAGUAGUCUAAAGAAAUUGUUACACCGCGAUGUCGUGAUUGACGGUGUGUUGAAGUACUUGAAAUUUCAGAAAGUUCGUUAUAUGUGGGACCCAAAAGAAGAAACAUUCUUUAAGCUCAGAGUUCUCGAUGGCGCCAACAGCUGUUCCGAAUUUUAUGACAUGUUGCAGAACGGUCUGACUGAGAAAGAAGCAAACAAAAGGCGAUUCCUGUAUGGCUACAACAAAAUUAGCAUUCGUGUUCGUCCAAUCAUUAUUCUGCUCAUCCAAGAGGUUUUGAAUCCCUUCUAUAUCUUCCAGCUUUUUAGCAUCGGGGUGUGGAUUUCUGAUGAGUAUUAUUACUACUGCGGAUGCAUCUUUCUUAUGUCUGCUGUGUCUAUCACAGUGGCGUUGUAUACAACCAGAAAGCAAAGCAUAACGCUGAGGGACAUGGUUGAGUCCAACACAACCGUCGAAGUGCUGAGGAAAAGCGGAGAUUGUAUCAAAGUACCGGAAGACCUACUGGUGCCUGGUGACGUCAUGGUUCUUCCUCCUGAAGGCUGCGUGAUGACAUGUGAUGCAGUGUUACUGACCGGCAACUGUAUCGUCAACGAGAGUAUGUUGACGGGUGAGAGUGUUCCGGUGACCAAGACUCCGUUGCCUUGCGUCAGCGGAUCAGACGGUGAGGAGGACUCCGGAUACAAUGCAGACAAACAUAAACGCCAUACGCUGUACUGCGGAACGCACAUAAUACAGACACGCUACUAUGGCGGCGAGAUGGUUAAAGCGGUCGUCGUACGAACGGGAUUUUCGACUGCUAAGGGUAACCUGGUGCGCUCCAUUCUCUACCCUAAACCAAUGGAUUUUAGCAUGCUGAAAGACGCGUUGCUCUUUCUUUGUGCACUCUCCACAUUUGCUGUCAUUGGCUUUACUUACGGAAUCAUCAUUUUUGUCCAAUCUGGCUACGAUGGGGGUUACAUCGCCAGACGCGCUCUGGAUGUCAUCACAAUUGCUGUGCCACCUGCUCUACCUGCCUCCCUUACCAUUGGCAUGCUGUUCGCUCAGCUUCGUCUGAAAUCCAAAGGUAUCUUCUGCAUCAGUCCACAGCGGAUCAACACGUGUGGAUCUCUGAAUGUCGUCUGCUUCGAUAAGACUGGUACCCUUACCGAAGACGGCCUUGACUUGAUGGGAGUCCAGCUUGCUGGAAGCGGGACUUUUGGUGAACUCAAGACAUCUGUUGCCGACGAUACCACUGAACACCAUCUUGCUGCCAUGGCAACGUGUCACUCUCUGACCAUCAUCAAUGGAGAAUUAAGUGGUGACCCCAUUGACCUGAAGAUGUUUCAAGCCACGGGAUGGGACUUGGAGGAACCCACCAGCAAGGAGAGUACAAACUUCGACAUACUGGUACCCACCAUCGUGCGGUCACCAUUUAAAGCAGAUGAGCGUGAGAUAGGUGUCCUGAGGCAAUUCCCGUUCUCCUCCGACCUUCAACGGAUGAGUGUGAUCACGCGCACUCUGAGUGAAGAAACCAUGCGACUCUACGUCAAAGGAUCUCCAGAAAUGAUAGCGUCUCUCUCCAAGUUGGCAACCAUUCCUGCCAAUUUUCAAGACCAACUCAACUCAUACACCCAAGAUGGAUUUCGAGUGCUUGCCUUGGCUACCAAAGAGCUCGAUCCAAAUCUCACCUGGCAUAAAGCACGACAAAUAAACAGGAGCCAAGUGGAGAAUGACCUGAUAUUCCUGGGCCUACUGAUCAUGCAGAACAAGCUUAAACCAGAGACCAAGCCGGUCAUCCAAGAGCUUCAAGCCGCUGGUAUCAGAACAGUCAUGGUAACAGGGGAUAACAUCUUGACAGCGAUCAACGUUGCUCGUAAAUGUGACAUGAUACCAGCGGGUGAAGACAUUGUCAGAGUGGAGGUAGAGGAGAAUAACGAAGGAAAUAAACUGCGUCUUACUCGGCUGACAGGAUACAAGGAGAAGAAGACGAGUGGUCAGGAUCACCUUGACGAUGGAGACAGUGAGGAGAUCUGCGUUCAGAUUGAACCCACAGUUGGUUGUAGGACGCAUUACGCAAUUGAUGGCAAGUCUUUCCAAGCAGUCAGCGAACUAAACACCGACGCCAUGGCAACGCUUGCUGUUCAAGGCACGGUCUUUGCUCGAAUGACACCAGAUCAGAAAGCUCAACUUGUUGAGUCUCUCCAAGACUUGGAGUACCGGGUUGGUAUGUGUGGCGAUGGAGCUAAUGACUGCGGAGCGUUAAAGGCAGCACACGCUGGAGUGGCACUGACAGAAACAGAGGCCUCCGUAGCUUCACCAUUUACGUCCAAAAUACAAAACAUAUCCUGCAUUCCUACAUUGAUCAAAGAUGGUAGGGCUGCGUUGGUGACGUCAUUUGGUAUGUUCAAGUUCCUGGCUCUAUACAGCAUGAUUCAGUUCAUCACCGUCAUCAUCUGUUACUCGUUUCAGUCCAAUAUGAGUGACUUCAUGUUCAUGUAUGCCGACAUUUUUGUCUGCACAACAGUUGUUCUCUUCAUGGGACGAAAUGACGCUUACCACGCCAUUGCAGCCAAGAAGCCGCCGAGUAAACUGGUUAUCUUCCCCCUGAUCUUCUCAGUGGUAGUUCAAGUCGCUAUUCAGGCAGCCUGCCAAGUGGCCAUCUUCUUCAUUCUACAGGAGCAACCAUGGUUUGUUCCUCUGGUUCCCGAACAAAACUCCAAGAACCUGGUGGCCUGGGAAACGACAUCUGUAUUUCUGGUGUCAAUGUUUCAGUAUUCCACAGUUGCCAUCAUCUACACGCCCAGGAAACCCUAUCGGAGAGCCAUCUAUACCAAUUAUUUGUAUCUGGUUGACUUGAUCAUAAUCCACGCAUGUAGUCUGGUUAUUCUCUUCUAUCCGCCCACGGCGAUUGAAGAUCUUUUUCAGUUGAAGCAUAUCCCCAGCUUUCGCUUCAAGGGGAUCAUUUUUGGCGUGGUAUUGCUCAACUUCGUCUUAUCUGCCUUGGUAGAGCUCAUCCUCGUUCCCAGCGGUACAAUAAUGAGGUUUCUGUCUUGUAAACGCUUCCGUAAAGUCUCCCUACCAGCUUAUGAAGAGCUAAAGAUGAAACCAGUCGGGUUGAGCGACAAUUCCUAAGGAUGAAUGGCGGUUAAACUUGAUUUCGUAAAGUGUCCUUCGACUUCCAUGCAGGUUUUGCGUUCAGGCUGCUUUGCUCCUUGCGAUUGCGGUUGUCACGUUCAUCAAAUCGGUCGCUUGCUCAUGACCUCAAUUUCGCCGCACGGAGAAGGGGCACUCAGUAGUGGCGUUGGCAUGGUAACGCAUCGUCGACGUCAUUUCUCCCUUUGUUGUUCAUGCACGUGCCAAUGAAGUAUAUACAGUACUGUAAUAUUUAACAACGGUAACGCAGGUGUCUUCCGGAAAAGAAAACUUGUGAUGUUUGCGCUCUUGUACGUGCAGAUAUAGGAACAUGGAACACCCCUUUUCAGUGUUACGACCGUCGAAUUGAUCUUACGUUCUGCGACAUGGUAAAAUUGUCACACUCUGUUGACACCAAGUGUAUGCAUUAAUGAAAAGUAAGUGAGGCUUCAUCUGACACUACCUGGUGUAUCAUGUCGGAGACCACUUUAAAUUUCAUAGUUGAUUCAAAAGCAAGAUGAAUAUUAAAGUUACGCAACCGUCGCCCAUAGAGAUGAUGAUCUCGCAAAGGAACUCUAAGGAAAUGAGAUGAAGAAAAGGAAUUGUUGCGUGUUCAUAGUUAUGCAAGUUUGGUUUGUCCUUGGAAACCAAGACUUUACAAAUGACUUUAACAGAGCCUUUUAUCUUGACGUGAAUGAACUGUUAUGAAAUUGACUGUGAUGUCCUUACGUUUGCAUUCUUUAUCAGGAUCCAGUGAUGUCAGUUGAUUUCAUGUUUUUCAAAUGGUGGUAAAUCAUGUUUGUCUGCGUUCAUUGUUGAAUUACCUGAGGUAUGCAGGUUAAUAAACGACACAUGAUGUUUUUGUAGUUACAAAUAUCAGGUGAUCGAGUGAUACAGUUUUUUGGUUUGAUGUAUGCCACAAAAUUUUGACGUGUGUUAUAGGAAAACGUAGUUAAUUUCGGUAUUUAUCAAGAUGACGUCUUUGAAGUACUUGUACACAGAAGUCAAAUAAAGAAGAAAGUGAUCAUGUCUAUGUUGUUUGUCUUCUAGGAUGGUGACGUCCUGUUUAAAAAAGUAACAAAAUUUAUUUGUGUCUAUAUUUUGAUAUCAUUC